UAAAGAACAGACCCCAUGACAGUACUCGCACUUUGCAAGUUCGCACUAGUCGCACUACUCGCAGUUGGAAAGCACCGGGUCGCACACUGCGUUACGCUGUGUCGCUUGUGUAUAUUGCUGGAAAGCACCUUAUAUUGACGCGAAAUUUUUCGGCAACUAUGUCGCGGCGAUCCAGGUAUUUUAUAAACGAAUACUGUGCGCGCGAAGAGGAAAUUGCCAAUGACCUAGCGUUGAUACGACUCGAUAUUAAUAAUAGUCAGUGCGCCGCUAAAGAUAACCUACGCAAGAUUUUGCGGCGUAUCGUUGACAAAGAACCACCUGAACGUGCAGAAAUUGAUGGUGGAUUGUAUGUUGGUGCGUCCGGUAUUUCUUACGCAUUUAUGCGACUUGCCAAGUGCGCCGCCUUGGAAUCGGAAACCAGUAAAAAGCAUUUGUCACUGGCUGAUCAUUAUCUGCGUUCAUCUUUGUCAAUGGUGCAACGUCGUGAAGGACGUUCCAGCACCGGUUUUCUUCUAGGCGAUUGGGGUAUUCUGGCAGUGGGCGCAGUUCUUGCAGCUAUUCGGAAAGAUAAUGAAACUGCAACUGAAUUGAUAAAACGCUAUAUUGCAAUGGGAGAGCGCUGUAAGGAAGUAAACUUUUUGAAAUGCGGCUCGGACGAGGUUUUUGUAGGACGUAGCGGCUAUCUAUAUGGUGCACUAUGGUUGAAUCGAAUGAUGGAAAGAAUCGUUGUGCCACUUGAUAUAAUGCACGAAAUUGCACGAACAAUUAUUGCUUCGGGCAAGACAUAUGUACAAGUGCAUAACACUCCAUGUCCACUGAUGUAUGCAUACUAUGGCACAGAAUAUCUAGGAGCGGCUCAUGGACUCUGUGCAAUUCUACAAAUUCUUAUACAGGUACCAUCAUUCCUUGAUAAUGAUGCAGACAUUGACAGAACUGUACGAACGUGCGUAGAUUAUAUGCUGAGCCUACAAACAACAACCGGUAAUUUUCCAUGUUCCAUGGAGGAGAUAGAUCGUUCUGGACGAAGUCCCAAAGACAACGACGACGAAUUGGUACAUUGGUGUCACGGUGCUCCUGGUGUUAUUUACAUGAUGGCAGCCGCAUAUUUGCGUUGGAAAGAUAACCGUUACCUUGAUUCAUGCAAACGUGCUGGUGAUCUUGUCUGGCGCAAAGGCCUUCUACGUAAAGGAUCUGGAAUUUGUCAUGGCGUGGCGGGCAAUGGCUAUGUCUUUCUCCUUCUAUACAGGCUUACCGGUGAUGAGCGUUACCUUUAUCGUGCUGCUAAAUUUGCAGACUUUAUGAAUUCGUCACAGUUUCAAACUGACGCACGCAUUCCUGACAUGCCGUACUCGCUGUAUGAAGGUAUUGCUGGUACUGCCUGUUUUCUCGCUGAUCUUAUGGAACCAGACAAAGCUCAUUUUCCUUUCCAAGAUGUAUUCUAAUUGUAAGAUCCAAAUGUUAAAAGAGAACAAUUUCUAUUUUCAUUGUGAUACGAACCUCUUUAAAAUUAGUUUGAUUCUCUUUGUGUCCGUGAUUAUAAUAUUGUGACAAUGAGAUAAUUAAUUACUGAGAUAAAAAGAAAAAGUUAUAAAUUGAGUACGUCCUAUAAGUAAAUUUU
This is a messenger RNA of Vollenhovia emeryi, 1618 nucleotides long. RefSeq names its product lanC-like protein 3 homolog. Bases 159 to 1442 code for a protein of 427 amino acids. The record is from RefSeq and is a predicted model, not a curated record. Gene Ontology annotation, cellular component: plasma membrane. The transcript is spliced from 3 exons. Gene Ontology annotation, biological process: carbohydrate metabolic process; peptide modification. Lineage: Eukaryota; Metazoa; Arthropoda; Insecta; Hymenoptera; Formicidae.